Molecule: messenger RNA, 885 nt
Organism: Zophobas morio
Lineage: Eukaryota; Metazoa; Arthropoda; Insecta; Coleoptera; Tenebrionidae
Product: pre-mRNA-splicing factor ISY1 homolog
Exons: 8
Coding region: 28-885 (285 amino acids)
Biological process (GO): generation of catalytic spliceosome for second transesterification step; mRNA 3'-splice site recognition
Cellular component (GO): post-spliceosomal complex; Prp19 complex; catalytic step 2 spliceosome
Source: RefSeq, a predicted model, not a curated record
AUAAUUUGAAAACUAUUUAUAUGAAAAAUGGCUAGAAAUCAGGAAAAGGCCAUGUCAAUGCUGUCGCGUUGGCGUGCAGCCCGUGAAGCCGAAUUUAGGGGUUCUUUACCUACUAAAAGGCCUUGUUCAGCUAAUGAUAUUAAUGAUCUCAACGAAUGUGAAAGAUGGAGGAACGAGUUAGUUAAAGAAAUAACUAAAAAAAUUUCUCAUAUACAAAAUGCAUCGCUGGGUGAAUUUAAAAUUAGGGACUUAAAUGAUGAGAUUAAUAAACUUAUCCGGGAAAAAAGACACUGGGAAUAUAGGAUAAGAGAACUAGGCGGACCUGAUUACUUUAAAAUAGGAAGUAAAGUACUUGAUCGAGAAGGAAAAGAAGUAGCUGGACAAAAGGGUUACAGAUAUUUUGGGGCGGCCAGAGAUUUGCCUGGCGUCAGAGAGCUAUUUGAGCCUGAGCAACCGAAAGUUUAUAGACGAACACGAGCACAAAUGAUGAAGCUCGUGAACGCGGAUUAUUAUGGCUACAGAGACGAGGAAGACGGCGUGAUACUUGAGUUGGAGAAAAAAGCAGAAGAGGAAGCGAUCCAGCGAGCAGUUAAGGAAUGGGAGGAAGAAAUUUCACACGGCUUUAUUGGUGAAGACAGUGAAGCAAGUGGCCUACACAGCGACACCGAGCCGCUUGUGAGGAGCGAAAUGAUCCCAGUUGAUGAAGAAAACCGUCUUUCGGAGCACAACGAGUUUGUCGGGUUUGUGUCUGUCCCUUCUCAAGACGAAAUCGAAAAAUAUUUGGUUGAGCAUCAGAAAAAAAUGUUGCUUAAACGAUAUGUUAAUGAGGAGCCUUACGACUUUGAAAUGGAUGCCAGUAGUAUUAGCAAUAAUAAUAAUACUUAA